Molecule: messenger RNA, 1629 nt
Organism: Exaiptasia diaphana
Lineage: Eukaryota; Metazoa; Cnidaria; Anthozoa; Actiniaria; Aiptasiidae
Product: EF-hand calcium-binding domain-containing protein 12
Exons: 6
Coding region: 87-1496 (469 amino acids)
Molecular function (GO): calcium ion binding
Source: RefSeq, a predicted model, not a curated record
AAACUCGAUUACCGGACUAAAAAGAGCGAAAAUAUCACUUAAAGCGUGAAUUUGACGUCUUGGAUUUAUGUUUAUACUCAAAUAACAUGAGUUCCAAGGUACCAAGUGUUUUAAAAGAACCUACACUUCCUAUUAAACAGCGAGAUUUGUCUCGAGGCAAGAAGUUUCGUGACACGGUCAAGAAAUGGGGUGAACCAACACAUUUGCAUCGAAAGAGAGUUAUUAUCGUACCAAGUAUUGCUUGUGAGGCUAGAGACGUUGAUUUAAGUCCUCAAGAUAGAGGAAAAGGCCUUCCAAUUGUCCCUGGUGGCGACACUGGUUCAGUUAUUUUAUCUGGAGAUGAAUUCAAAARUGCUAAACUUCGUUCAGAAUAUGAAAAGUACAAAUCUUGGAUUGCAGAAAGAAAGAAGCUCAGGUCGGUUAUAAACCAGAGUGGUCUAAAUCAGACAUGGUUAGACAAAAAACUGGGAAAAACACCUCUAGAAAAGCGUGUUCUUAAAAGAAUGAAAAGAGAUUGUACACCAGAUAUACGAAUUAGAAAAGUGCUACCAGAUGUCAAAUCCCCAGAGGAAGAUCCUACUACAGGGGUCGACAAAGGAGUCCCUACAAUCCAUCAACCAUCACCAGCGGCUCUUGCAAUAAUCCAAGAAUAUCUGGACAAAAAGAGAAUGCGGCUUGUGGACCUUUUUGCACAGGCAGAUAAAGACAAGAACUGGAUUGUAUCUCGUGAUGAGUUUAGGAAUAUUAUCAAGUCYUCACAAAUACCUCUAAGUGAAACUGAUUUAGAAGAUUUAAUCUUGGCUCUUGAUAAGGACGAGAAUGAUGCUUUAGACUACUURGAGCUAUCGGCAGGAAGACAGGCUUAUCUAGAUGAAAGAAUUGUGCAACAGAAUAAAAGUGUAGAUCCACACAACACCUCAGARUCUUUAGCUGAAGAUUCCAAAGAAGAUCUCUCACUAACAGAUGCUAAAGAUGGWAGUGACUCAAGACCUGCUAGUCCACACAAAAGUCCUCCAAGCUCACCAACACUAAAGGAAUUACCAGACAGUCCAGGCAGCCGACCAUCGUCUCCUUCUUUAUUGGAAAUUCCUGCUACAGUUUUGUCAGAGAAGGUUGAAAAAGUCUCAUUAGAUGAGAUGAAGUCAAUGAGAAUUAAAAAACAACAAAAAAGAAAAGAAAGAGAGAAAGCAAAGCAGAAAAAGAAACAAGUUGACAAACCACAAGUUGCUCCAUCGACAUUAGGGGGGAUCACUGGGGAAGUUAUUGACAAAUACCGAAAACGAACAAUGCAGGAAUAUAACGACACAGUAAAACUAUGUGACAUGCAUGGAGUACAGCUUGGUAAAGCUCUCCUCGGUAGAGUUCUUCUGCAACCUGAAGAUAAACCUGUAACUCAAUGUCUACCAAAACUACGACAACCAAGCUAUUUCAGUAUAUCUUCACGUCAUUAUAUUCCUAGUGGUCCACAACUAAAAAACCCUGAAUGGGCUUCUUGACUAUUAUAGAACACUAAUAUUCAAUAAGAACAUGGCCAUUAUAUUGUCUGAUUGCUGAUUAGAUUGACUUUAUUAUUUACAAAUGUAUAAUUGAUUUUUAUUCUAAGAUGAAAUAAAAUUWUAUGAAUUUUUA